ACUGUCUACUGACUGUAUCAUUCAUCAGGUCCUAGCCAGGCACAGCUAAAGCCUGAACAGAAGAUGACAGCCGAUCAAUGACAGGUGAAUGCAUGACAGGCUUAGACAUGGUGCUAACAUUCUUCGUCAAGUCAAGUCUCAUUGACUACAUUGUACAUGUAUCGAUGUUGGCAUCAGAUCGGAUUUCUUCCACUCCAAGCAACCUUUCUAUAUUACGAAGCAAACAAGGUAGAUAUUUGAGACCUAGAAGAGGAUUCGUAUUGCUUCUCAAGUCCCUCCUGCUAACCAACGCCCACCAUGGACUGGCUCGUCACGGCUGUUAUCUUGUUGACUGGUGCUGGGAGCUUGAUAUCAGGAGCAAACGUUCACGGCCCGUCGAUGUCGCCACCGCAACAUGAUACUUGCAUGACGGAGUGGCUGAGAAUCGCUUUUCCCACCAAAGACGUGGCGGAUUUGAAAACGUACGAAAGAGUGCUGCGAGAACUGGAAACACCGGUGGAUGCUAACUCCAUCACCACGACAAGUCCAUUCCUGCUGUCCUUUGUGUUCGGUGGCCAAGACAGCGCAAAUCACUUUUCUCGAUGCACAAGUGGACAAUGCAGCCAUCCAACGCCGUGCCAUCAUGGAGGUAGAUGUAUCUAUGCUAACAUUACAUCCACCAAUGGCAUAGCCCACGUGAAGGACUACCAGUGUGUCUGCAACCCUGGCUAUUCUGGUCGUCUUUGUCAGAAUGCACUGUCGGUGGUCUGCUCAGCACGUAAUCCAUGCCAGAAUGGCGGAACGUGUCAGACUAUUGGACAGACAAGCUAUCGCUGUAGGUGCAAACAUCUGUUUCGCGGCAGACACUGUCAGAAUUACUGGCUACAGGACGAGGUGCGAGGGAUUGCAUCCGAAAUUAGAGAGUUCGAGGAGCGGCUGGUGAACGUGGAGGAGAAGGCAUCUCAGUCUGCAGCAGACCGUGCCCAGACACUCUCGACAUUCAUGCGGUCACUCCAGUCCAAAGUCGACGAGAGCCUAUCAAGUAUGCACGCUUCACAGGAUAAGAGGCUGGACGAAAUUGAAAAACUGUCACUUCGUCUGGGUCAAGACGUUCUCAGUUCUUUGCCAACGUCAUGUAAAGAUCUGCAAAGCGCCAAACGUAAUGUUUCCCUUCCGUCCGGUCUCUACAAGAUUGUAUCCUCACAGGGAAGCAUAAUUGAGGUUUACUGUGACAUGGAGCGCUACGGGGGUGGCUGGACACGGAUUGCUUACAUGAACCCUGCCGAACAGCGGCGAUGCGCGGGCGCUAUGCAAUUCCAAGAUUUGCAAGUGCCGGUUUGCAGACGGCCUGUGACUGUAUCACAAGGCUGCUCAAUGGCAACAUACCCUUCCAUGGUUGGUGAUUACAGCGAAGUGAUGGGAUUCGUCACCGGGUAUCGGAUGGCAUCGAUGGACGCCUUUGCUCACCGUUCCACCAUUCCACUAGACAGUUACUAUGUUGAUGGUGUGUCACUAACAUACGGUUCACCUAUGCAACAUCUGUGGACAUACGCAGCAAGCUUUGACGACUAUGUGGACCCCAGCUAUCACUGUCCGUGCAGUGCACGUCCGGGCCACCAAGCGCAGGCAUUCGUGGGCGAUCAUUACUAUUGCGCAGAUCGAGGGAACGUCUGGCGAGAGUGGGCGUUUACUGCUGCAGACCAUGCGUGGAGCAAUACCAGCGAGUGUGGUUCGGGAAGUUCGUGUUGCGAUAGCCCGGAUAUGCCUUGGUUUCACCGCCAACUAGACACGAAAACGUCAGAGAAAAUACAAAUAAGAGUCUGUUCUGACGAUACCGCUAGGUCAGAGGAUAUUGGAAUUGACGAAGCCGCCAUUUUUGUGAAAUAACGUCGAUUCUCUCACAUGACGAAAGCUGAAUUUUUAUGUUCAAAGAUAGAAUUGCCCAGCUGUAGGUUUCAUUCUCUGCUUGGAUUACCAGUAGAUUUUAUAGCGAAAAAUGCGAACCUUUCUGCUCUCGUCGGCGAAUCCACUCCUGCUUACGAUGAUUAACACCAUUCGUGAUCAAUUUGACUCACAUUGUACAUGCUUUCUCCGCACGAAACUCGGAGUUGCAAACAAAGGCCAAGGGGUCUUUCUUUUUACAAUAUGUUUUUUCCCUCUUCCAUCAUUUUACUGAACAUAGUUUCCAUAGUUUGACACUGCACGAAUAAACACGGUAUUGUAUGGUACAGACUGUACCAUGUAUUUUCUUAUUUUACUUAGGCAUUCCCAACAGACCCUAAGGUAUUCUGACAAGGUGCUUAAGAUGAA
Molecule: messenger RNA, 2289 nt
Organism: Sycon ciliatum
Lineage: Eukaryota; Metazoa; Porifera; Calcarea; Leucosolenida; Sycettidae
Exons: 9
Coding region: 298-1866 (522 amino acids)
Source: RefSeq, a predicted model, not a curated record